Ilex paraguariensis (yerba mate) is the source of this 857-nucleotide messenger RNA. Lineage: Eukaryota; Viridiplantae; Streptophyta; Magnoliopsida; Aquifoliales; Aquifoliaceae. The record is from the annotation of a GenBank genome assembly.
AUGGGAGAACUUAAGAAAUUGGUUGAAGAGGGAAAAAUAAAAUACAUAGGUCUAUCCGAGGCCUCACCCUCAGCAAUUAGAAGAGCACACGCUGUUCACCCAAUUACAGCUGUUCAGCUGGAGUGGUCUUUGUGGGUAAGAGAUGUGGAGGAAGAAAUAAUUCCUACUUGCAGGGAACUCGGUAUUGGGAUUGUUGCUUACAGUCCUCUAGGACAUGGGUUCUUCUCAUCAGACCCAAAGCUGCUGAAAAACUUGCCGGAUGAUGACUUCCGGAAGAAUCUGCCGAGGUUCCAACCUGACAACCUUGAAUAUAACACAAACAUGUAUGACCGGGUUCAUGAAAUGGCAGUAAAGAAGGGAUGUACCCCAUCUCAGCUAGCAUUGGCUUGGGUUCAUCACCAAGGGAACGAUGUGUGUUCCCUUCCGGGUACGACUAAGAUUGAAAACCUCAACCAGAACAUUGCAGCUUUGUCUGUUAAUCUUACACCUGCAGACAUGGCUGAGCUCGAAUCCAUUGCUUCAGCUGAUGCAAUCAAGGGUGAAAGGUUUCCAUCUGAUCUUUUUACAUGGAAGAAUUCAGACACUCCACCAUUGUCCUCGUGGAAAGCUUAACCAAGAUGUGCUUUUAGUGUGCUAAUACUGUGUCGUUUGGUUUUGAAGACUUGCCGUGUUCUUGUGCUUUAGUAUUGUUCCAAAUCUAUGAUGAUAUUUGGCCCUAAUAAAGACUCUAAAUAAUAUGAUGUCUUGUCAUUUGGGUUUCAAAUUUAGUUCUAAAAUUUGGUCAACAUAGCAUUACUCUGCAUGCAAUUAUGAUCUCAUACAGGAUUUUCUGAAAUUCCAAGAGGCAUGAACUGGCA